Drosophila serrata is the source of this 1160-nucleotide messenger RNA. Its product is annotated as methylglutaconyl-CoA hydratase, mitochondrial. The record is from RefSeq and is a predicted model, not a curated record. Gene Ontology annotation, cellular component: mitochondrion. Gene Ontology annotation, biological process: fatty acid beta-oxidation. Lineage: Eukaryota; Metazoa; Arthropoda; Insecta; Diptera; Drosophilidae. Gene Ontology annotation, molecular function: catalytic activity.
CUGGCGGCAACAGCUGUUUUCUGCCGGUUGUUUUAUAACAAUUUCCUUUAAACUUCGUUGCUUUGUUUUUCUAGUUUUUGGUAAUUAAAAUGUCUCUUUUAAUGCAAAGAGUGGCGAUAUUAACCCGGCAGAUAGCCCGUCCAUUGGCCGCCACCCGACAUUUUGCGUCGGAGGCACCUGUUGGAAAUGGAGAUGAAGUUCUGGUGGAACGAUUGGAGGGAGCUCGCAAAGGAAUCUCGGUCAUUGGCCUCAACAGGCCAGCAGCGAAGAAUUCCUUCAGUCGGGGCAUGGUAGAAACCUUCACCGAGGUUCUGGACGAGAUCAAGAAGGACAACGGCUCGAGAGUCGUCGUGCUGAGAAGUCUUACACCAGGAAUAUUUUGUGCCGGAGCUGAUUUGAAGGAGCGCAAAGGCAUGACUCCCGAGGAGGCCACCGAAUUCGUAAAGGAGCUCCGCAGCCUGCUGAUCAGCAUUGAACAACUGCCCAUGCCCGUUAUUGCCGCCCUGGACGGCGCUGCUCUGGGCGGUGGCUUGGAAAUGGCUCUGGCCUGCGACAUCCGGACCGCCGCUUCUAACACGAAAAUGGGUCUCGUCGAGACCCGACUGGCCAUCAUCCCAGGCGCUGGUGGCACCCAGCGGCUACCUCGGAUUCUGUCGCCCGCCCUGGCCAAGGAAUUGAUCUUUACAGCUCGCGUUUUCGAUGGAACGGAGGCCAAGGACCUGGGUCUGGUCAACCAUGUUGUACAGCAAAACGAGACAAAAGAUGCGGCCUACCAGCAGGCCCUCAAGUUGGCCGAGGAGAUUCUGCCCAAUGGACCGGUAGGUGUUCGGAUGGCUAAGUUGGCCAUUGACAAGGGUAUGCAGGUGGAUCUGGCUACGGGCUACUCCAUCGAAGAGAUCUGCUACUCCCAAGUGAUACCCACCAAGGACCGGCUAGAGGGACUGGCCGCCUUUGCGGAGAAGCGCAAACCCGUCUACCAGGGCGAGUAAAUGGAGUGAUAGGGAGAACGCUUUUAACUUUAAGCUGAAAAGUGCAUUUAUUAUUUUAUCCACUACUCUUUGUAGAACCCAAAAAGCCCAAGGCAAGCUCUGUUCUAUUGUUUUCCCGAUAAAUAAAGCACUCGAUUGUAUCGAACUGCCAAAUAACUUGAAUUACGCUAA